This is a messenger RNA of Hypanus sabinus (Atlantic stingray), 1627 nucleotides long. RefSeq names its product heme oxygenase 2-like. The transcript has 6 exons. Gene Ontology annotation, biological process: heme oxidation; heme catabolic process; response to oxidative stress. Gene Ontology annotation, molecular function: heme binding; heme oxygenase (decyclizing) activity. NCBI's taxonomy places the organism in Eukaryota, Metazoa, Chordata, Chondrichthyes, Myliobatiformes, Dasyatidae. The coding region runs from base 223 to 1116 and encodes 297 amino acids. The record is from RefSeq and is a predicted model, not a curated record.
CCCUGAGGGGAGCUAGAGUCCGGUAGGGGAGGGCCGCGGCGUUAACCGGGGCAACGGCGACGCACUUUCCGGUGGUUGGGCCCGCGCUGUGACGUCAUGUCCGUUUAACGACCUUAGCAAAGGGACGGUGUCGCGGACCGCAGCGACCCCGACCCCGACCCCGACCCCUGCCGCAUCACCUCAUUCCAUGCCGUGCCAGUACCGAGCUCCAGCGACUGAACAAUGGUGCCCGGCGAAGACGAGGAGUCCAGAAUGGAUGGGGACAUUGUCAGUCCCACAGACCUGUCAGAAAUCCUGAAGGAAGGGACAAAGGAAUCACAUGACCGAGCAGAGAAUACUCAGUUCGUCAAGGACUUCCUCAAGGGCAAGAUUCAUCGGGAGUUGUUCAAGCUUGGCACGGUAGCCCUUUACUACACCUACAGCGCCCUGGAGGAAGAAAUGGAUAAGAAUGCCGAGCAUCCAGCCUUUGCUCCCCUGUACUUUCCCCUCGAGCUGCAUCGCAAGGAGUCUCUUGCUAAGGAUCUGGCAUUCCUAUGGGGUCCCAGCUGGAAGGAUCAAAUCCAGUGCUCGGAGGCUACGAGGAGAUACACAGAGCGGAUCCAUCACAUUGGGGAGCAUGAGCCUGAGUUGCUGGUUGCCCAUGCCUACACCCGCUACAUGGGGGACCUGUCAGGGGGGCAGGUGCUAAAGAAGGUGGCCCAGAGGGCCCUCAGCUUGCCCAGCUCAGGAGAGGGUGUCCUCUUUUACACCUUUGACAACAUCUCCAACCCAAGUCGCUUCAAGCAGCUCUACCGCUCGAGGCUCAACAGUCUGGAGCCCAGUGAGGAAAUCAGGCAGAGGAUUGUGGAGGAGGCUAACCAGGCCUUCCGCUUCAACAUGGAGGUAUUUGAGGAACUGGAUAAAAUAGGAAAAACCCUUAAAGGAACGGGUCAAGAAGAUGGAAUCCCACUUCACGAUGGCAAAGGAGAUGUUCGAAAGUGUCCUUUCUAUAAUGCCAAAGGCAAUGGUGAAAUGGGGUGCCCACUUCAUGGAAUGAUGGCCAUCGUGCAGAGCUCUCCUUUCCAGGUAGUGAUGGCUGUUCUUCUGGCACUGGCUGCCAGCUGGUAUCUGCUAUGAGGCCAACUGUCACAGACAGACAGUCCAAAGUGAUGCAAAACUCACCCCUUGAUGUCUAACAUUGAUGCAAUUGAGACCCAGCAGGACUGGCAAUGAGAAAGUCAGUGUGGACGGCUGUCCCUUUGAACACAGUGGUUGGCCUUCGUCACUGUGGCCUGUUUGUUUAAUGUCCAAGAUCUCAGCUGCAUUUCUUGAACUGUACCAUUUCAGGCUGUUCUUCGAGAAUUUUUCAUUCAUUUUAUUGAAGGAGCAUAGCUGUUUAUAAUUGACAAAACCCUUUACUGAGACAACAUGCUUAAAACUCACCUGGUCCUCACUCACAUAACACAGGCUUCAGACUGAUCAGAUAGGCCUGCAGCUAGAGACAGUUCCCACUAUUAAAGUGGUUGGGGUAUAAUUAAACUGUAAUGCUGAAAUUCCACUUUCUGUAAUAUGUGGUUAAAUCUGUCAUUAAUUUUUCAAUGUUAUUUACCCAGUAUUUAUGCACAAAUAUUAAACGUUCUAACCACCA